Molecule: messenger RNA, 1632 nt
Organism: Fomitiporia mediterranea MF3/22
Lineage: Eukaryota; Fungi; Basidiomycota; Agaricomycetes; Hymenochaetales; Hymenochaetaceae
Product: DUF926-domain-containing protein
Exons: 3
Coding region: 24-1523 (499 amino acids)
Biological process (GO): regulation of gene expression
Cellular component (GO): nucleus
Molecular function (GO): chromatin binding
Source: RefSeq, a predicted model, not a curated record
CGCAGUACCUCCGUCAGCACAAAAUGGCAACUGUACAUCCAAGCAGAAUGGGCCUUGUUCCCCAAUCAUCCUCUUUCAGGGAUGAAGACAGAUACAAUGAUAGGGAGAGGGUGAGAGAAAGAAGUAGAGAACGCGACUCAGAUUAUCGUCGUUCAGGCAGAGACGACUCGCGCGACCGAAGACGAGACGCAGACGUCAAUGGACGAAAGAAUAGACGCAGCUCUACCCCGCCUCGCGACAGAAAUAGGACAUACGAGGAUGAUAGACAGGAAGAUCGCCCGCGACGACGGAGUCCUGAUUACGGCUCGUACCGACGUGAAGAGCCUCCUCAUGCUACUACAGUCAACGGUGAUGUUGGUGCAGGGUCCUCGGCUCCAUGGCGUGCACCGGAAAAUAUGUACGCUUCUCGUGGUCGUAGAGGAUACGGCGCUUCAGGUGGAGAAGACUAUUUCGCUAGUCGUCGGUUGGAACGUGCUAACAAGCAAGUAAAUAUAUGGCCUCCUUCUCCUAAAGCGCCGUCGGAUGAUCGGGUUGACUCAAAGAAAAAGCGGUCGGGUAAGCGUAAUCGCUCGUCCUCUGUCACAUCCUCGUCGGAAGACGAACGUGAACGAAGAAGAAGAAAAGAGAAAAGACGCAAGGAGAAGGCCAGGGAGAAAGAAGAUCGAAAGGACAGGCAUAAGAAGAAGCACCGUCGGGAAAAGUCGUAUGACGAAGACAGCGACGAGGACCGGCUGGAUAGGCGUAAAAGGAGGCAUCGCCGUGGAAGAUCUUACGAUGACGAAGACAGUGAAGGUGAUCGAAGAGAUCGAAGUCAUCGCGGGCGAUCUCACAGAAGUAACCGCAGUAGCGAUGACGAGUACGAACACCGAAGCCGGAGCAAGAGCCAAAAGCGGCGAGAGAAGAGUAGACACAAGAGCCGCCACAGCAGUCGUGCUGACCCCCCACCACGGUCACAUGCCGACGAGGAUGAAGCUGAGUGGGUGGAGAAGCCUGCCAACUCAUUUGUGGCAGUUGCGGAGCAUACAGGCAAGGAACCGCAUAUGGAUGUGCCAACGAAAGUGGACAAGAAUGCAAUGGAGGACUCUGACUCGGAGGAGGUGGGGCCGCAGCCUGCCUUCCGUGCGACAAAUGCAAACAAAAAGAUCGAUGAACGGCAAUAUGGCGGGGCGCUGCUCAGGGGUGAAGGCAGUGCAAUGGCGGCUUUCUUGCAGGACGGGAACACCGACGCGCGUAUACCGCGUCGUGGUGAAAUCGGGCUGUCGUCUGAGGAGAUUGCGUCCUUCGAGUCUGUCGGGUAUGUGAUGAGCGGGAGCAGGCACCGAAGAAUGAACGCGGUUCGGAUGCGGAAGGAGAAUCAAGUGAUCAGCGCGGAAGAAAAGCGGGGCAUUCUAAAGCUCCAAAAGGAGGAACGUGAACGCAGGGAAGCAAUCCUGCGCGACGAGUUCCGGGAGCUCGUGCAGGACAAACUCAAGGGGGCGGGCGGUGCGGGCGCAUUGCCUGCCACCCAGGAGGAAGACGCAUAGAGCCACAGGCUUAAUAUCACUGUGCUGAUGUGUAGUUGUGCUUGUUUUGUAGAGAUACAUAUUUGUUGCGGUGCCUUUAUGUGGACAGAGAAUGCUUACAUAACAUGAC